CUCAGCCGCCCAUUCACCCGCUCGCAGUGUGUGCUUGAACGUAACAGUGUCCACUCCUCCCGUGCAAGGACUUACAGUUUAAACAUGAAUACACGGUGUUUAUUAGUGCUAGCAGCCGCCUUCGGCGUGGCGGUCGCCCAAGAAUCCUUCAAAUGCCCAGACGACUUCGGCUUCUAUCCCCACCACAUCUCAUGCGACAAAUACUGGAAGUGUGACAACGGUGUCGCGGAACUUAAGACUUGCGGCAACGGUCUUGCCUUCGACGCCACUGAUUCCAAAUACUUGACUGAAAACUGUGACUACCUCCACAAUGUUGAGUGCGGCGAAAGGACACAGCUUGAGCCCCCAAUCUCCACUCCCCACUGCGCCAGGCUAUACGGUAUCUUCCCUGAUGAGACCAAGUGCGACGUCUUCUGGAACUGCUGGAACGGUGAAGCUUCCCGCUACCAGUGCAGUCCCGGACUCGCCUACGACAGGGAAUCCCGCGUGUGCAUGUGGGCUGACCAAGUUCCUGAGUGCAAGAACGAGGAAGUAGCGAACGGUUUCUCUUGCCCCGCUCCCGGUGAAGUGUCCAACGCUGGCUCAUUCAGCCGUCACGCUCACCCUGAAGACUGCCGUAAAUACUAUAUCUGUCUUGAGGGCGUUGCCCGUGAGUACGGUUGCCCCAUCGGUACCGUCUUCAAGAUCGGAGACUCUGACGGUACUGGCAACUGCGAGGACCCCGAGGAUGUUCCCGGAUGCGAAGACUACUACGGCGAUUUGGAUCUGAAGGCAAUCCGCAAGAGCGAGCUGUUGGCCGGUCUCCAGUCCGACGGCCAGACGCGCCAGACCCAGCCCAAGCAGCUCAAACCCCGCCCCCCAAAGGAGAACUAAAUACUUUAACUCCCACCCUUAACCUUUAAUACUCACGUAGUUUACUAUAAACCGAAAGUCUACGCGCACCGCGACCAAUGGCAUCCCACGCUUCGGCUCUAUUGGCACUGAUUGCCAAGUGUUGCUCGUGGUGCGCGGAGAACUGUCCCAGGUUCAAAAUCAAAUUUGUAAUUGUCGAGUGAGCCACACACUGAAUUUCAUAUUCAUUCUAGUUGCCAAAUACUUUACUCGUUUUAACUUACAUUGACAGUUUCAUGAGGCAGGUUUAGAGAAUUAGUAGAAAUCGUGCAGCGAUAGAUGUAUUUAUUUUAUAUUGUAUCGUAGUGUUUUAUAAAGUCCUAUAUAGUAUCGAGUCCGAUGAAGACAUUGCCAGGUCAGCUGUACAGUUCCGCAUCGCUUUAUUUGAACAGUGGAGUUGCAUUUAGGACGUCAAUUAUCCAUAAUAUCCGAUGUUAACAACCAUGACUUUGUAAAUAUUUUUGUACUGAAUUAUUUCACUGCGACUGAGUGUUGUUGUUUUGAUAGAAACUGUAAUACUUAAGUUUUAUUUUUAGUGAUAAAAUAAACAAAAACUUAUAAAAAUUAA
Molecule: messenger RNA, 1459 nt
Organism: Manduca sexta (tobacco hornworm)
Lineage: Eukaryota; Metazoa; Arthropoda; Insecta; Lepidoptera; Sphingidae
Gene: Gasp
Product: protein obstructor-E
Exons: 5
Coding region: 85-873 (262 amino acids)
Cellular component (GO): extracellular region
Molecular function (GO): chitin binding
Source: RefSeq, a predicted model, not a curated record